GUUGGAUGAUAAGGGGCUAUUUUGAAUUUUCUCUUGCAGACAAGUUCUUUUGUGUGUGUGAAAUUUUAAGAGCUCACAGCAUGGAUUUAUAGCAGAGGAAAAUGUAUGCACCCCUGAGGAGAAAGAUGAGCUGAAUUAUUCUUGCUACAGACCACAUGGAGGCAGAGAGUCAUGGUCACUCUGAUGGACUAUCCAGUUCCUCUGAGGCCGCUUUCUGCUGCUGGAGAACUCAAGAUGCCGUUCUCAGACACGGUCAAGUACUGCAUCCUGGGCAUCUCUGUCACUCUCCUCCUGCUGGCCCUGGGCAUCUUGGCCUGGCAGGCCUUCAGAUGCUGCACCCAGACACAUACCACAUACACCCGGCAAGAUACAGUGAACAGGGAUCAGCUGUACUCAGACGAAAAGUUAACAGCAACAGGAAAGUACUCAGGAGCUCCAAGUACUAAGGUGGAGGAUGUCAGCACUGAGGUCCACAGGCUGAGUCGUUGCCUGUCUCAGGCCUCGCUUCCCUCCUCAGGAUCCAGCCAGGCAGAAGGAGACUUUGGACAGCAAGCCAACAUUAAAAAAGUGGAUGGAUCGCUACGUUUCUCUGUCUACUAUGACCAGCUGCAGUCCCGUCUGGUGGUCACCGUUUUGCAGGUAGAGGGGCUUCUGGAGCCCAGCGAGACCUGCAGCCUCCAGCCAUUUGUUAAGCUACGACUCAUGUGGGCAGGAUCAGUGGGAGUGGGAGUGGAAGUGGAAAGCUGUAAGGAUAAGGAGGGUGAAGAGAUGUCACCUGUUCUGUGGACAGUGCUGCAGGAGUGGCGGACUCGUGUUGUGAAAGGCAGCUGUAACCCUUUAUUUGGAGAUCAGUUCAGCUGUAUUCUGCAACAGGAUAAAGAUGAACUUCAUCACAUCAACCUUAGGAUGGAGGUGAGGGACUUUGAUAAAUUCUCUAGACACACAGUGUUGGGAGAAGUGAGGGUUCCUCUAGGGCAGCUCAACAUCUCCUACCCUCUGGAGCUACAAGAGGAUCUGCAGAUACCCCAGAAGGAUCUUGUUGGAGAGGUGCUGCUGUCACUGAAGUUUCUUCCCACUUCUCAGAGGCUAGAGGUCGGUCUGCUAAAGGUCAGAACAGUCCUCACUGAGAUAUACUCAGAUGCAGCCCUGUAUGCCAGGAUCAGCGUCCAGUGUAAUCAGUGCAGGCUGAGGUACCAAAAGACCUCUGUUGUGGCCCGUUGCCUGGUGACUGUCUUCAAUGAGGUGCUCAUGUUCUCCCUGCCGGAGUUUCCUCUUGAGCAGUGUAAAAUUAUGGUUUCUGUCUAUGAGACUCGCAUCACUAGGAAAUCAACCAAACAUCUGAUGGGACAGUUGACUCUGGGGAAGGAGAAGAGUUCAGAAGACAAGCACUGGAACUUGAUGAUGCGCUCAGUCCGCCAGCCAAUAGCGAAGUGGCAUGGCCUGCUGAUCUGAGUUACAGCUCUUAAACGCCGUCUCCUGCACUUCUUGGAUGUCCGUACCUGCUUGUAUUUUACUAGAAGUAGUUUGUGCAUCAGGCUAGUUAGGGUUCUGCACAUGUGUAACUGGAGGCCAAACAUGCAUCCUCUCCCUCUUGACUCCACAGUGGUAAAAAGGUCUUCCUGCUCCAAUCAGGACAGUGGAGUGGCUACUAAACUGAAACCUUUGGUUACUCAAUCUAUUGGUUCACUCACAUCUCUUCUAUCUUCCUUUUUAGCUUCAAAUCUCAUAUUGAAAGCGCUGUAAAAAUCUGACCUGUGCAAGUCUCACUUCUGAUGAUCACUUGAGUGUUGCACUGUGAAUAAAUGUCUUGUUUGUGCUACGGUAUUAUUUAUCUUUAAGCUGUGCCACUUUUUGUGCCUGUUUUAAAAACCAUCCACUCCACAUUAUUAAAUCUUUAUAUUACAACUGUGAAUGUUCAGUAAAUUCAGCAACUACUGUGAAUUAGCAAAUGGCUUAUAUGUUACAAAAACCAAAUAGUUCAUUUAAAUCGGGUGUUGAAAUGGAGUGGUCAGGGCUUGACCCUUGUAAUAUCUUGACAACAUAAAACCUUACCUAGGAUAAGUGGCCUUAUUGUGAAAAAGUAAAACAUAACAUGCCACAAUUUUCAAGCUUAUGUCACCUAUUUUAAAUAUACUUUUAAUAUAUUCUUUUAUUUAAUCAUGGUUGGAAGCAAUGCUCUCUUUUUCAGGAAUGCCCUACUGUUCAACACAUUGGUACCUAAUGUUUAGGUUUUUGUUAGUUUAAGGUUUAAGGGUGUUUUUGCUUUAAGAGACUCCAUUGUAAUCUGCAUGGAUUUUAGGACAGGCCUUUGCUGCCUCCUGUGGGUUUAUUUUUGUGAAAGCAAUUUAUUCUCAUCACAUCAUCAUUUAAAUUAAAUUGUUUAAAUUUUAAAUUUUAAUUGGGUGGAUACUAAUUCAUUUCGUAAUGAAAGAUAAGAUUACAAAUAUACAAGAGUGGUUUUAGAAGAUGAAUUCUAUAAUAAUUCCGCAAUCCAUAACUUACUUGUAUCAGAAAACUUUUCUGUUGAUGUGUUUUUGAUCACUUAUUAGACAAUGAAGCCACAAAAAAUUGAGAAACCAAAGCAUUAUAGUUGAUCUGCACCGUAUGCCUUUAUGGGACUAAUCAUUCUUCAGUAGAGGGAGAAAAACACCACUUGAUCAUUUCAGACCACUGAUGACUGCCAUUAAACAGCAAGCUGUAUC
Messenger RNA from Seriola dumerili (greater amberjack), 2702 nucleotides. It is a transcript of the gene syt19, whose product is annotated as synaptotagmin-2-like. Bases 172 to 1452 code for a protein of 426 amino acids. The transcript is spliced from 9 exons. Gene Ontology annotation, biological process: vesicle fusion; regulation of dopamine secretion; regulation of calcium ion-dependent exocytosis. The record is from RefSeq and is a predicted model, not a curated record. NCBI's taxonomy places the organism in Eukaryota, Metazoa, Chordata, Actinopteri, Carangiformes, Carangidae. Gene Ontology annotation, molecular function: phosphatidylserine binding; calcium-dependent phospholipid binding; clathrin binding. Gene Ontology annotation, cellular component: axon; synapse.